Messenger RNA from Gracilinanus agilis (Agile Gracile Mouse Opossum), 873 nucleotides. RefSeq names its product elongation of very long chain fatty acids protein 6. Gene Ontology annotation, molecular function: fatty acid elongase activity. The transcript has a single exon. The record is from RefSeq and is a predicted model, not a curated record. Gene Ontology annotation, biological process: fatty acid elongation, saturated fatty acid; fatty acid elongation, polyunsaturated fatty acid; fatty acid elongation, monounsaturated fatty acid. Gene Ontology annotation, cellular component: endoplasmic reticulum membrane; endoplasmic reticulum. Lineage: Eukaryota; Metazoa; Chordata; Mammalia; Didelphimorphia; Didelphidae. The coding region runs from base 1 to 798 and encodes 265 amino acids.
AUGAACAUGUCAGUGUUGACUUUGCAAGAAUAUGAAUUUGAAAAGCAAUUCAAGGAGAAUGAAGCCAUCCAGUGGAUGCAAGAGAACUGGAAGAAAUCGUUCUUGUUUUCAGCUCUGUACGCUGCCUUUAUAUUCGGUGGUCGGCACCUAAUGAACAAGCGAGCUAAGUUUGAGCUGAGGAAGCCCCUCGUGCUAUGGUCCCUGAGCCUUGCAGUCUUCAGUACAUUCGGUGCUCUUCGAACUGGUGCUUAUAUGGUGUACAUUUUGAUGACCAAAGGCCUGAAGCAAUCAGUUUGUGAUCAGAGUUUCUACAAUGGACCUGUCAGCAAAUUUUGGACUUAUGCAUUUGUAUUAAGCAAAGCACCUGAACUUGGAGAUACAAUAUUCAUUAUUCUUAGAAAACAGAAAUUCAUCUUUCUGCAUUGGUACCACCAUAUCACUGUGCUUCUCUACUCUUGGUACUCUUACAAGGACAUGGUGGCCGGAGGCGGUUGGUUCAUGAUGAUGAACUAUGGGGUGCACGCAGUGAUGUACUCCUACUACGCCUUGCGGGCAGCGGGCUUCCGGGUGUCCAGGAAGUUUGCUAUGUUCAUCACCCUGUCCCAGAUCACCCAGAUGUUGAUGGGUUGCGUAGUUAAUUACCUGGUCUUCUCCUGGAUGCAGCAGGACCAAUGCCACUCUCACGUUCAGAAUAUCAUCUGGUCUUCUCUCAUGUACCUCAGCUACUUUGUACUCUUCUGUCAUUUUUUCUUCGAAGCCUACAUUGGCAAAAUGAGGAAAACAAGGAAGGCUGAAUAGUGUUGGAACUGAGAAGGAAGCCAUUGCUCAGGGUCAUCAAGAAAAAAAAUACAGACAAAAGAAAAUGGCACAAGG